ACGUUAUAAGUGGGGGAGCGGUGGUGUAGUGGUUAGCGCUACGCUGCGCUACGAACCCGGCGACCCGAGAUCGAUUCCUGCUCAGGAUGAACACCAGUGACGAUUAUCUGAACGGGUCCUGGGUCUCGCAUAGGUCGACUCAGCCUCAAAUGAGUACCUGGUGCGGUGUGUAAAAACAUCGCCACUGGGGAAACAAAGGCGGUCGGGCGUGGUGUUUGGCCACCCACCCCCUCGUGUAACCGUCCCGUCCUUCAUAGGUGCUCGCUAACGGCACUUGCCCCAACAGUCGGUUGAGGCUAUACGGGGGAUCUUUGUAUCUGUGUGUGUUUUGUAACGUUAUAAGAAGAGUGCAUCAGCACGAGCGCACACUCGCCACUCUUCUUACUGGGUCAGGCGCCGGGCGUUCGUGCGCUCGCUCUCUCUCUCCUCCAUCGCUCUCCUCUCCCCUCGCUCCCCUCUCGCAUGCGAAGUGCCGAGAUUCGGGGAACGUGUUUGGGUUUUUUUCUUCUUCUUUUCUUCCGCUGUUGCUGCUGUGCGUGUGGGCUCCCUCACUCGGGGGGGACUGGAGAGUAUUUGAUACAGAGAGCGAGAGAGCAGAGAGAGAGAGAGCGGACAGAGGCGCCGUGGUGGUGGUGGUGGAAUGGGAUGGGUUUUCGGGGAGCGCAGUUGCACGGAUUCUUCAAUGGUUGAGUUUGGUUGGACUGAACUCUGCUGCUGCUGCUGCCGCGACUUCUGAGCUGAAGAGUUUGUGGAGAGGCUUGCGCCUCGGAAUGUAUCAAUCGUUCAAGGCUGCUGAAGGCCUGGAACGGGGGUGAUGCCUCCCCGAGGAUAUUAGCGCCUGCGACCGUCCGGUUUCGACGGAAGGCUCAAGACGAGCCGCCCGUGGCCGAUGGACGCACGCACGAACGCACGGAUGGACACACGCACGGACUGAUAGAGCGCCUCGCGCCGGAGGCGCUACGGCGUGCCGCGCUCUCCGCUGCCGCGAGGAGACGGGGGAGUGGCGGUCGGCGGCCCAAGUCGGUACGCGGCGGACGUCUGGAAGAUGCCCCCCGCCGCAUUCCAGCGACUUAGCGUCAGGGUGAACGGCUUCGACUUGUCGGCGGUCACGGGGAACAGAGGCAGAUUGCGGUCGUUCGUGCGUUGAGGAGCGCGCAUGCGUGCGUGCGUGCGCGCGUGCCUUCGAACACACGCGCGUGUGCGCGCGUUCACGUGCGUGCGCGUGUGUGCACGUGAGCGAAAAAGACGCAUGACCCUGGCAAGAUCGUCCGACGGACGGUACGCUACAUGCAGGCGCCUUCGAUCCCGCUCCGCCGAUAACGAGUUAUUUGCGUUGUCUCGCUGCGGCCGGAUCGAUCUGGCGUGUCGCAGUCCCCUGUAACGUCCCUCGUAAAACUCGCUCGCUAGACGGUCGUUUUUGGGGCGGGCUGCCGGUCGAUCGCGGUUCGCGUUGAUCUCGUGGGACGUAGUUGGACCGCUCCACCCCCCCCCCCCCCAUGCGCUUCUCAACGACAAUGAAGGGGCGCACCGACCAACCUCCUCCUCCCCCCCACACCAGUUUGGUCAACAAGUGGCACGGUGACCUCGCGCGUCGCGGCCGUCCAUGCCGGCCGUCGGCUUGGUGAGUCGUCGGACGCGUCGCGAGCAUAGGGGCCUAUCAACCCAACGAGUUCCACUACUGUUAGCUUUUUUGACUGUCUGGUGAUCGGUGGCAAUAUUUUUGGGUGCAUUAUAACAUAAAAUCAUAAGCAAUUUAAGGAGUGAACGGAAUUCCACAUUCCGAUGGCAGGACCAAGUCACCACACGAGGCAAGGCACAAUUGCAUUGGGGUGACAAGCAACGGAACAAACUUUCAGGGUCAUACUCCCAACGGAGAGCAGGUGUUUUUUUUUUCUUUCUCCAAACGGUUCAAUGACUCAAAGCCUCGCGGCAACGUAGAAUUUUUUUUUUUAAGUCCAGCCGGUUGACCGACUCGUCGGCCACCCGGCCGUCGGCGAGGCAAGAUGCCGAUCCUGACGAACAGCAAUGAGCCGGACCUGAGCGACGUGGGCAGCUUCACGGCUGUGCCGGCGAUCAUCCGCCAGCUGGGGCCGGUGGAGGAGCCGCCUGCCAAGGGGCUGCACUACCGCAUGGGCCGCCAGCUGCGGACCGGAGAGGCUCCCUUGCGCCAGCAGUCCGGACCACCCCGGCAGGUGAUCAUCAACGUGGGCGGCCUGCGGUUCUCCAUGCCGUGGACGACGCUGGACGAGGGCUGCCCCUCGGAGCGCCUGGGGCGACUGCGCUCCUGCAGCAGCCACGACGACCUGAUGGCGCUGUGCGACGACUACGACGUCGCCUGCAACGAGUUCUUCUUCGACCGCCACCCGGCCGCGUUCGGCGCCAUCGCCGCGUGCCUGCGCGCCGGCAAGCUGCGCGUGUCGCGGGGCACCUGCGCCCUCGCCUUCCGCGAGGAGCUCGCCUACUGGGGCGUGGACGAGGCGCGCCUCGAGUGGUGCUGCCGCCGCCGCCUCUACCAGAAGCAGGAGGAGGAGGCGGAGGCCAUGAGGCACCUCGAGGAGAUGGAGACGGAGCAGGGCCAGCAAGGGGCGGACAAGUUCGACGAGAUGGACGACAGCGGCGGCCCAGCGAGGACGCGGGCGGCCAGGCGCUUGAGCUGGCUCAUGAGCCGCCUACGCGACAUGGUGGAGGACCCCAGCUCGGGCCUCCCCGGGAAGAUCUUCGCCUUCCUCUCGGUGGUCUUCGUGGCCAUCACGGCCGUCAGCCUCUGCAUCAGCACCAUGCCCGACCUGCGGGCCGAGGAGGACAAGGGCGAGUGCUCGCAGAAGUGCCACGACAUCUUCGUGGUGGAGACGGUGUGCGUCGGCUGGUUCUCUUUCGAAUUCCUCCUGCGGCUCAUCCAGUCUCGCAGCAAGUGGCGCUUCCUGCGAGACCCGCUCAACUUAAUCGACGUGGCGGCCAUCCUGCCCUACUACGUGACGCUCGUCGUCGACUCGGUGUCCGACGGCCGCCCGCCCUCCAUGGGGAGCACCAACAUCUACCUGGAGAAGGUGGGGCUCGUGCUGCGCGUGCUGCGCGCGCUGCGCAUCCUCUACGUGAUGCGUCUCGCGCGGCACUCGCUCGGCCUGCAGACGCUGGGGCUCACGAUCCGGCGGUGCACGCGGGAACUUGGCCUCCUCCUCCUCUUCCUGUGCGUCGCCAUGGCGCUCUUCGCCCCCAUGGUCUACUUGGCGGAGAACGAGCUGGUCAUGGGGAGCGGCGGCGGCGGCGGUGGUGGUGGUGGCGGUGGCAGCGGUGCGUCUCGAGCAUCCGAAGCGCCACCCAGCGAGGAUUCCGGCAUCGGAGGAGGAGGAGGCAGCCGAGCCCACGAAUUCACGAGCAUCCCCGCCUGCUACUGGUGGGCCAUCAUCUCCAUGACCACGGUGGGCUACGGGGACAUGGUGCCGCGCAGCGUCGCCGGCCAAGUCGUGGCACUCAGCAGCAUCCUGAGCGGCAUUCUGCUCAUGGCGUUCCCCGUCACCUCCAUCUUCCACACCUUCUCGCGCUCCUACGUGGAGCUCAAGGAGGGCCAACUGCGCAACCUCCACCUGAAGCACCGCGUGGCGCUGCUCAAGGCGCAGGCGACGUCGCCGUCGCUCGACAGCUCCCAGUUCUCGGAGCCCCUCGGACAGCGCGGUGGCCUCAUCCCCAGCGGAUGAGCGGCGUCACGCCGCUGACGACAGCGAUGGUGAACAGUUUGCUGCUGCUGAUGAUGAUGCUGAUGAUGGUGAUGAUGGUGGUGAUGAUGGUGAUGAUGGUGGUGAUUGAUGGCGACGGUGGCGAUGAACGGUCCUUGCUUAUAAUGAUGACAAAGACGCUCCAGCUUCAGCUGAUGAUUAAUGAUGUUGUCAAUUAUGAACAUUUGCUAUUGCUGAUGCUGCCGCAACUGCUGUAUGAUGUUGAUUAUGAUAAUUAAAACGUGUUGCUGCUGUUCUUGAUCAUGAAUAACAGCUGCUGCUGAUGAUGAUUUUGCGACCGAUGAUGAUGAAUGAUGAUGGUGAUUAUUAGAGAUUAAUUUUGAUCUGGCAUGCCCAUCAACACACAAAGAUAUGCAAGACACAGAUCCCCCGUGUAGCCUUAGAGAACAUAGGGGCAUGUUCCCACAUGCAGAAAAUGUGACGUCUGGUGGAGUGGGACGGUGGCGUCGUGGUUAUCACAUUGCACGAUGAACCCGGUGACCUGGGUUUGAAUCUCGGCCAUGGCAAACAUUAGUGCCAAGUGACUUCUCAACCAGUCCCAGGCUCCCUUUGCAAUAAUCUGCAAUGACCAGCUUGGCUAAUUACGGUCAAAUAAUUUCACAACCGACACGGCGUAGGAAAGUUUUCUCAUGUUUGGAGUGGAUUUGCAAAGAGGCUAUCACUUUGGUUCUUUCGGUAAAGUCACGUAGGUGAAAGUGAAAACCUGGUCACGUAGGUGACUUUACCGCCCCCCCCCCCCUGCAUUCCUCCUCCCUGGCUCCUCCCCCCUCGUACCCUAUAUAAUAGCUUGUCACAAAUAGCUCUCUCUGCCCACUACAGUAAUUCUGUUUUUUGCUGUGGCUGUCCCACUUGAUGACGGAAGCUUGUGUUGCCUCGAAACGUCGUGAUUUAAUGUAGUUAUUUUUAUUUAUUUUUUAUUUUCACCUACGUGACUUUACCGAAAGAACCAAAGAGUUUGGAUCCUUGCAGUCAUGAAAACUUCAAAUCUAGAAUUAGGCUAUCACUUAUUAUCACGACGUAUUCAUGAUAUACGAUGAGUUUCGAGGGACCGCGCGAUACGCAUAUAAGCGUGGUUUAAAUUCAUCCGGGGUUUGUCUAGAUGGGUUAGCCCAGCACACCACAUCCAGUAGGCUUUUCGUGGCUACUCGUCACGUGCCGACACUCCAGUCUACCGGCGAUCCUGGGAAAUAUCCGGUGAGAAAUCAAACGUUCAUGAUGAUGAACCUCUGCUGCUGAUGGUGCUUCUGAUGAUGAUGAUGAUCAUGAAGAACAGCCGCAGCUGCUGCUAAUGCCCUGGGAUGUACGAAUGUAGUUUGGAGGUGACUGAUAGCACGUCUUUGACUGUGGCCACCUCGCAAAGCCGUUCAAGAGAAGUUCCAGGUUUUCACUUUCAAUGAAAGUACUUUGCGCCAUAGUCGCCGUUGUAAACAGACUGCGCCUUACAGUUUGAGACGUCUGCGUGAUGUUGCCCGAUGUUUCUGGCCACGAACCCCUCUUGUUGGCGCAAAGGCGAAAACCUACAGCCAUUGUGACACAAAACAUUCAGGAAAAUUCAUGAUAAAUUAUACGCUCACCAAAUAGAACUUUAUUUCUGUGUAAAACAACAAUUUUGGCGUGUUGGCAAGCUAUAAAACUUAUUUUGAAAAAUUGUGGUCACUGGUUUAAAUAGCUGUUUGGCACCUGCCAUUGCAUGGACUCCAAUGAUGAGAAAACUAAACACCCACCGCGUUUUGUGUUUAGUUUUCUGCCCUUCCUCCGCACCUCCAAUCAGCACGGUUGGCUACGUCGGGUGCGGAAGAAAUGCAACACACGUACGUACAAUGAGACUCCGGAGACGAGACUUUGCCCUGGACAUCCGUCGACUCAGAACAAAACAAACACACAAAAUCCGUGGAUCUUAUGGAUUUUGUGACAGUGAGUCUCGAUCUGACCCACGAGUUCAUGUCUUGGCACGAGCGAUUAGAUAACAUUUGACCUUCCGUGCCACAUGGCGACGGUUCUCUGCAAGAGGGCCGAUUGUAACGUCUCAUAAAGCGUGCAGACUCUUAAAAUAACAAAUACAGGAAUACCUCGAUAUACUAAGUAGGCGCGUUCCCAGGGCUUUCUAUCGUAUAUUGAAACUUCGUAUAUGGAAUCGCUUUUCACAUCAGUACUGUGAGGAUGCGUUCCCUGCCUUCAUAAAUCACCGUUUUAGAUCAUGUAAACGCUUCAUAACUUACCAUUCAUAUUGUAAACAAAGACAAUUUAUAUUGAAAAUAAUAUAAUAUUUUAUACUGUACAGUAUUUAACAAAAAUUGACAAACUUCGCAAUGCAAAAAGCUCAACAAUCUAUAUCUUAUAAUAAUUGUAUUUUACUUACAUAAUGCUGUAGAUCGAUAAAUGUAUUAUUUAUUCAUUUUAGUGUAAGCGUUAAUAAUUUUACUUUCUUUUCAGCUUUCUGUUCAAAGUAAUACAUCCAAAGUUCGUAAUACCGAGACUCCGUUUAUCGAAUUUACGCAUAUCGAGGUAUUCCUGUACUUUUUGUGAGGCCAUGACUUUAUUUUAUACGCAAAUCAUUGUACGUAUUGUAAAUACGCUGCACGUAUGUGGCGAAGUGGCUUUGCGCGUGUUUGUACAGACAUCUCGGUGUGUACAUAGGGGCGCGGGAGUGGCGGUGCAGCGGUCAGCGCGCUGCUCGGCGAAAACGGCGACUUGGGCUCCACUCGCGAUCACGGCCAACAUCGCCGAUACUAGAACCAGUUUCCUGGCCUCCCCUAGGUCGACUCAGCCUUAAAUGGGCGCUUAGUAUGGUGCGUAAAACAACAACAUCAGUGCCGGCGAGGCCGAUGCGACUGAAUGUGGCGUUCAUGGAAACACCACCCCCUCGUGUGCCGUGCGGGCCUUAAUAGGUGCUCGCUAACAAUGCAUUUGACCUUCUUGGUUCUUUCGGAAAAGUCACGUAGAAGGGAAGUAAUAAAAUAAUAAAAAUAAAACAUGAUAAAAUAAUUCUCACGACGUUUCGGCCACAACGCAAGCAGCCGUCCUCAGGUGAAGAAUGAAACACCACCAAGCUUGGAGCGUAUAUUUAAGCUGGGUUGGAGGGGGGAAGAAGAGCGCCUUGACAACAUAAUUUGCAUAUCAAGAGGAAUUUUUAUUGUUUUAUUUUUAUUAUUUUAUUAUUUCCCUUCUACGUGACUUUACCGAAAAAACCAACAAGAUGAAUCCCUGCAGUCACGAAAGCUUUAAAUCGAAAUUUAAGGCAUUUGACCUGAUGAUAAUCUGUCCCCUUAAAGGCUGAACGGGGAAACCUUUGCCUUCGCUUUGUGCCCUGUAUAUACUUGCACAAUGUACACGCUCGCGUACUGUAUAUAUAUACAGAUGCAGAGGCAGGCGUGCAGCGUGGGUCGGUGAGAUGUCUCGUGCGACCCCCCCAGACGCUCGCGGGAGAGGGGACAAACAAACAAAUAAACACGCGUGGAAGGGUGCCGGGACACGUUACCUCGCGUCGGCGGGAUGUUGACUCCCUCGUCUGGUAUACAGGAGGUCGUGGGUUCGAUCCCGAGCCCGACGAUGCCUGCUGUAUAUUUGGAGUUUGCAUGUCGCUCUCUCUCAUCAUCAUCACGGUGACCAGGAGAUGUUAACUCCCUCGCCUGGUAUACAGAAGGUCGUGGGUUCGAACCCGAGCCUGACGAUGCCUGCUGUUUAUAUGGAGUUUGCGUGUCGCUCUCUCAUCAUGAUCACGGUGGCUAGGAUAUGUUAACUCCCUCGCCCGGUAUACAAGAGGUCGUGGGUUCGAUCCCGAGCCUGACGAUGCCUGCUGUAUAUUUGGAGUUUGCGUGUCGCUCUCUCUCAUCAUCAUCACGGUGGCCAGGAGAUGUUAACUCCCUCGCCCGGUAUACAGGAGGUCGUGGGUUCGAUCCCGAGCCCGACGAUCCCUGCUGUAUAUGUAGAGUUUGCGUGUCGCUCUCUCACCAUCAUCACGGUGGCCAGGAGAUGUUAACUCCCUCGCCCGGUAUACAGGAGGUCGUGGGUUCGAUCCCGAGCCCGACGAUCCCUGCUGUAUAUGUAGAGUUUGCGUGUGUGUCUCUCUCUCUCCCUCCCCGUGGUCGCGUGGAUUUUUCUCCGGGUCCUCCUGUUUUUCAUUCCGCAUUUGUAAUCAACGUCAGGCGUUUAGAGUCUUUGGCUGCAGUAAAUGUCCACAUGAUGAUACACCACUUCCUUGAGCUCUCACUAUUAUUUGUGGCCGGGUCGCUUUUGAAAGAGAGAUGUACACGUACAGCUCUGUGGGCCUCACCUGGUAAAAUAAAAAUAGAUUCAGUUUAGUUUAGUUUCCAUAAAAUAUGUUUUGUGAUUAUAUCAUGACAAUAUAAAUGUGUCGUUAAACCCACCACCACCCGACAGAAACAAUUAGUAAGGGACUUGUCACGUUAACAAAACGCGCCAAUUAGUAACUAUUCUUAGGUUACUAAUAGGGUUUUUCCCCUUUUUUCUGGCAACAAAACUGACACCUUGUUGCCAGAAAAAAAGGGGAAAAACCCUAUUAGUAUAUUUUGGUACUGGCAAAGGAGAUCCCAUGAUGAUAUUCUUAGGUUUUUUCGAUAA
Molecule: messenger RNA, 8315 nt
Organism: Lethenteron reissneri (Far Eastern brook lamprey)
Lineage: Eukaryota; Metazoa; Chordata; Hyperoartia; Petromyzontiformes; Petromyzontidae
Product: potassium voltage-gated channel subfamily G member 2-like
Biological process (GO): protein homooligomerization; potassium ion transmembrane transport; action potential
Cellular component (GO): membrane; voltage-gated potassium channel complex
Molecular function (GO): voltage-gated potassium channel activity
Source: RefSeq, a predicted model, not a curated record